Molecule: messenger RNA, 795 nt
Organism: Cladocopium goreaui
Lineage: Eukaryota; Dinophyceae; Suessiales; Symbiodiniaceae
Source: the annotation of a GenBank genome assembly
AUGUUGGGAGCAGGUUGGACCAGCUGGUGAGUUUUGGAUGGGGAUGUGGUUCAACAUCCAUGAGUCGUGGCGCCUAUGUCUUCCGCAUGAUUCUGGAGUACAAAGAGGCCAAGUACGUCGACAAGCAGUACGCCAACGGUGAGGAAUGGUUCAAGGAUCGAAAGCCAGCCAUUUUGGCCCUGAACCCUUUGGCAAACCUGCCAUACCUCGUGGAUGGCGACACGUGCGUUUGCCAGACGAAUGCCAUCAUGAGCUAUUUGGGCGACAAGUUUGACAUGAACGGCACCACCGAAGCGCAAAAGAUUCGAACACAGGAGUUGUUGUGUGAGAUCUAUGACGUGCGAAACAGCAUGAUCGAUUUGGUCUACCCUUUCAAGCGCCUUGUUCAAGACUGGCCAGAAUGUGACGCGAACCAAAGAGGAGUUCGACACCAACGCCAAAGCAAAAGCCUGGGGACCCGGGAAGCGGACCUAGAUCUUCGUGCAGACAACCUCAGUGGUGGCAAGUGGUUUGUCCUACAAGAUGGCCCUGGUGUGGCUGACUUCCACAUUUGGGAGAUGUUAGACCAACACAAGAUGCUGUCCGAGCGUAUAGGCGGACCAGACAUCUUCGCCGAGUUCCCCAAGUGCAAGGCCUUCUAUGAUGCCUUCAAGGCCUUGCCAACGCUGAAGAACUACUUUGCCAGCGAGGAACAACAAGAUUGCGAAUACCUACUUUGCUUGAGCUGUCGCUAUAUGCUGUCGCAAUUUGCUAUCGUUGCAUCGCCGACGCCACGAGGGCCGGCGACCUAUUCUU